AUGACCAGGAAUCAGGAGUCGGCUGGAAUCAAGAAGCACGCCCAAGAAGCACGUAGAAAGAACACCAUGGUCCGCACGAGUCGUGUCGUCCCCAGAGGAUGGACAAAGUAUACAGAAAAGGGCAACGUGAUCCCGAACACACGCUUUUUUGUUUUCAAAACGCCACUCAAUUAUCAACUCUUGACGAAAGUCCCGAAGAAAUUUCACUGGACAACACUGCAUCUUAUGAGAAAGUUGGCAGAGACUGGUCAGAAAUUGGGACUCGUGAUUGACUUGACGGACACCACGCGUUAUUACGACAGAAAAGAAUUUGAAGGAGUUUGUGUUCAAUAUGAGAAGAUUUUCUGUCCGGGACGUGGAUUUGUUGAACGCGAUGAAGUGAUUGAACAAUUUUACUCGGCUAUUAAAAGAUUUACUUUGGCCAACGAGGAUGAAGAACUUUUGAUUGGAGUGCAUUGUACGCAUGGAGUGAAUCGAAGCGGUUAUUUAAUUUGCCGGUUUCUUAUUGAAAGGCUCGGAUGGUCAUCUCAUGAAGCAAUUGACGCGUUUGAAAAAGCUCGUGGAUAUCCAAUUGAGAAGGGUGCCUACGUACAGGCUUUACAUAAAGCGGCAAAAGAUGCUCGAAAUAAAAAAAUUGAAAAAUCUGGAAGUGAAGAUAGCGAGGUUUUAAAGAAAAGGAGAAAGAAAGAAAAAAGAAAGCAAAGAGAUGAUGGGGAGACUAAUGAUAUGAUACAACAAUUUCUUGGACAAUUGGGGCAACAUACAAACUCCGAGCAAAUCGGCACGAGCGCUAUGGACUCUCCGGCAGAUUUUGACAAUUCACCUGCUCCCCAAUCGUGGACUGAUUUAGUCGAUUUGCAAAGAGCACAAACGGCUGAAGAUGUAACUGAUAGCCCAAUGCUCGAUGAAUUCGAUGAUGAGCAAAAUGGUCCGGAAGAAAUGUCCAAUUCCAAGAAACGACGACUCCGGAAAAGAAAACAGGAAGAACUAUUGAAGGUGAUGAAACGAGGAAAUUUCCACGAAAUUCAAGAGAUGAUCAAUGCUCGAUAUGGAGACGGU
Molecule: messenger RNA, 1059 nt
Organism: Mesorhabditis belari
Lineage: Eukaryota; Metazoa; Nematoda; Chromadorea; Rhabditida; Rhabditidae
Source: the annotation of a GenBank genome assembly